CAACGGGAGCUGUUGUUAGUGUGUGUGUGCGUGUGUUUGUAUGUGUGUCACUGUACAACUACAAAGUAUUUCACCUAUGAAGAGGAUGCCCCAGGGACGGAGAUAGGCAAUUUGUCCCAAGAUUUAAAGAUUGAUCCAGCUGAUGACCCUGACACGUCGUUCCGCUUCAUGCAAGAAAACAACUCCUCUGUGAUUCAAAUGAGGGAGAUCGACGGACUUCUGAGUGUGGCAGAAACAAUUGAUCGAGAGCAGCUCUGCCCCAGGUCCCCGCGUUGCUUCAUCGCCUUCGACAUUGUGGCCUUCUCCAGAGAAAAGUUUCAACUCAUCCACGUCGAGAUCGAGGUGAAAGACAUCAACGACCACUCUCCUCAUUUUCCGCGCAACGACACGCAUCUGGAGAUAGUGGAGAAUGUUCCACUGGACUCAAGGUUUCCGCUACAGAUCGCCCUCGACCAGGAUGUGGGUGAAAACUACAUUCAGAGCUACAACAUUUCUCCCUCCAGUCACUUCGCCGUGGAAGUGCGCGACAGAGAGGAUGGAGUGAAGUUUGCAGAACUGGUGCUGGUGAGGGAACUCGACAGGGAGGUGGAGGACUCCUACACUAUCGAAGUCACUGCGUUUGACGGGGGAGUGCCUGCAAAGUCCGGGUCAAUGACUGUAAAUAUCAAAGUGCUGGACUUCAAUGACAACAGCCCGACGUUUGAACACAGCUCUCUGAAAGUUGAGCUGAAUGAAGACUCUCCGGUGGGUCACCGAGUUCUCAAAGUGCACGCGUUUGACCCGGACGACGGCAUUAACGGCGAGGUGAUGUACGCGUUUGCUGAUGGGCUGUCACCUGAGGCUGCGCGCCUCUUCCACGUCGACCCUUAUUCCGGUGACGUGACCUUGAAGGCGCUGGUUGAUUUUGAGAAGAAGAGGUCAUACGAGCUGAACAUCAGAGCCUCUGAUUUAGGCGCGAACUCUGUCCCGUCCAACUGCAAAGUUGUGAUAGACAUCGUGGACGUGAAUGACAACGCGCCUGAGAUUAGCAUCAAACCGAUGACCUCCAGCAGUGAUGGAGUCGCCUACAUCACUGAGGCUGCAGCCGCAGAGAGCUUCGUGGCUCUGAUCAGCACCUCGGACAGAGACUCUGGCUCCAACGGGUACGUGCGCAUCAGCCUGCUCGGGCACGAGCAUUUCACCCUCCAGCAGGCUUAUGGGGACACUUUCAUGAUUGUUACCACCACUACUUUAGACAGAGAAAGGAUCCCAGAGUAUAACUUGACGGUAGUUGCAGAAGAUCUUGGAAGCCCUCCUUUUAAAACUGUUAGACAGUACACCAUCCGUGUAACAGAUGAGAAUGACAACCCCCCUCUCUUCAGUAAGUCACUUUAUGAAGUUUCAGUCCUGGAAAAUAAUAUCCCAGGUUCAUAUGUGACCACUCUUGUUGCCCGAGAUCCUGAUGUGGGAAAGAACGCCAAAGUGUCUUAUAAACUCAUAGAUUCAGAGGUGGAAGGAGGAUCCCCAGUUUCCACUUAUGUGUCUAUAGAUGCACUCUCAGGGUCUUUGUUUACUUUAAGGUCUUUUGAUUAUGAGACUCUUCAACAGAUUGAGCUGGUAAUCCAAGGAGAAGACAGAGGUUCCCCCUCUCUUUCAAGCACAUCAACAAUCAGGAUUAGAGUUGUGGAUCAGAAUGACAACUAUCCAUACUUCACCUUCCCCGUCCUCCUGAAUGACUCUGCUGAUAUCCCCUUGCCUUUUAAUGCACCUUCUGGCUAUCUCGCCCUACGUGUAUCAGCUGAAGAUGGGGAUGAGGGAAUGAAUGGCGAGCUCUCCUACCAAAUCGUACAAGGUGAUUCAAAGCUUUUUACAAUGAACAAAGACACUGGAGAGAUUGCUUUGAAACAAUGGCUGACAGCUGAAAUUGGAGACGUGCUGGAAAUUAAAAUCGCGGUGAGUGACAAUGGCAGGUCCCCGCUCUCUAGCAGUGCCACUAUUAGGUUUGUUGUCUCAGACACAGAGCCCUCUGAAGACCAGGUCGUCAUUGUGUUGCGGUCAAGUGGUGAUGAAGAAGGCUUCGGUUUGGAUGGCUCACUAAUUAUCAUUAUUAUGCUCAGCGGGGGUUGCGCAUUGUUGCUGAUUGCAAUAGUGGUUGUUGUUGUCACAUGCAAACUCAGCCGUGGGGGGAGAGGCCGCGGCACCAAGAGGGAAGUGUGUCACAGCCUAUUCGACAGCAGGCCUCUGCCCAUGCUCGGCUCCGCAGAACCAAACAUAUACACGGGUCAACGAGGCUUCUUCCACGAGAGGACCUCCUCAUCUCUGGAUGAUUCCUGCCUGUAUGAGCAGAGGAGUGGGGACUCAGAGACAAAGAUGUUCCUGCCCUCCAAGCAUUUCCAACCAACGUCUGUGUGGCAAGGUGACAAAUACUGCUUGCAAGUGAGUGGCAUUGGCAACACCGACCAGCUGAGCGUGAAGGACAGUGGCAAAGGGGACAGUGACUUCAACGACAGUGACUCUGAUAUCAGUGGCGAUGGAGGAAAGAAGAACUUCAGCACCUUCCAACCGAGGCUAAAAAGUUCAUCCAGCGCUGCUAACAGCUUAUCUGGGGAUUGCCAAGGCACCUACUGUGCAAUACCAUCACAGAGCUUCAGAACCCCCAGAGACAGCGCAUACACCAUAGGCUUCUCCCCAGUGCCGGUCUUCAACAGUCCUCAUGGCUUCCCCCACUCAUGGAAGGACUCUGCUUAUGGCACAAAUCGGCCAAAGUCAAGGAGCAGCAUGCAGACCUAUUCCAGGACUGGAACCCUCCCUUCCUACUUUCCUCAGCAGCAGCAUGACUCUGGUGUCGGAGGUGCUGAAAUCCACAAGCAGACUCCAAAUUUUGUAACCGUGGCGACAGCAUCAGAGGUUGCGACUAUCUUUUAA
Messenger RNA from Seriola dumerili (greater amberjack), 2904 nucleotides. RefSeq names its product protocadherin-8-like (gene pcdh8.1). Gene Ontology annotation, molecular function: calcium ion binding. Gene Ontology annotation, cellular component: plasma membrane. The annotation marks the transcript as partial. The record is from RefSeq and is a predicted model, not a curated record. Gene Ontology annotation, biological process: homophilic cell-cell adhesion. The transcript has 5 exons. NCBI's taxonomy places the organism in Eukaryota, Metazoa, Chordata, Actinopteri, Carangiformes, Carangidae.